AUGGCCUCCGAUCCCUCCACCUAUAAGUUCAACCACACGAUGUUGCGGGUCAAAGACCCCCAGCGUUCGUUGGAAUUCUACAAGUUCCUUGGUAUGAGCGUGGUCAUCAAGAUGGACGUUCCCGAAGGAAAGUUCACCAACUACUUUCUGGCCUACACCGGCCCUAAGUCUCUGAAUGGAGAUUCCCACUUCACCGAUCUCCAAGGUACCGUCGAGCUCUGUCACAAUUGGGGAACCGAGAACGAUCCCGAGUACAGCGUCGUCAACGGCAACACCGAGCCACACCGAGGCUUCGGCCAUCUCGCCAUCUCCGUCGACAACAUUGAAGUCGCCUGCAAGCGCAUCGAGGAUGCCGGAUAUAAUUUCCAGAAGAAGCUGACCGAGGGUCGGAUGCGACACAUCGCCUUUGCGAAGGACCCCGAUGGAUACUGGGUUGAGAUCAUUAAGCGCGCCGAGGAGAAUCUGUCCACCACCACGGACACGGGUUCCUACCGUAUGAACCACACCAUGCUGCGUGUCAAGGAUGCUGAGGCCAGUCUCAAGUUCUACCAAGAGUCUAUGGGUAUGACCUUGGUUCGCACAGUUGAGAACCCGGACAACAAGUUUAACCUGUACUUCCUGGCUUAUGGAAAGGCCCCCGCGGACGGCAAAACCUCGGACAUGGAGGGUCUGCUGGAGUUGACUUGGAACUACGGCACCGAGAAGCAGGAGGGUCCCGUGUAUCACAACGGCAACACCGCACCCCAGGGCUUCGGUCAUAUCUGUACGUUACCGUGUCAUGUUGUUCUUCUUGAAUCCUAUCUUUUCUGUUAUCGUGCUGACAGUGAUUUCCUCUCAGGCAUCUCCACCGACGAUCUGCAGGGCGCCUGCGACCGCUUCGAGUCCCUUAAGGUACCUUUCAAGAAGCGUCUUACCGAUGGCAUGAUGAAGAACAUCGCGUUCAUCCUGGACCCCGAUGGAUACUGGAUCGAGGUGAUCCAAAAUGAGCGAAUCAAGCGCACCUCCAACUGGUGA
Molecule: messenger RNA, 1014 nt
Organism: Penicillium manginii
Lineage: Eukaryota; Fungi; Ascomycota; Eurotiomycetes; Eurotiales; Aspergillaceae
Product: lactoylglutathione lyase GLO1
Exons: 2
Coding region: 1-1014 (337 amino acids)
Molecular function (GO): lactoylglutathione lyase activity; metal ion binding
Source: RefSeq, a predicted model, not a curated record